AUGUCAGCCCAAGAUCAUCUACCAGCCGAGAACCCUUGGUUGACAUUUGUUGCAGAUUUCGAAGAUGCCGUUCAGAAUAAUGAGAAUGCCGCUGCGAGUCAUUUCAUUGCCAUCAGCAUGGCCCUGCCUUUGGCGACCUUUGCUUACAUCGGGGUCGAACUCCUGACCGUCACAGCAUUCGAAGCUCGCGACCCACACGAACUGAAAUUGCCAGCGAGAAACAUUGCCUGGUUCACAGUCGUCCUGUAUUGUCUCACGACCGGACUCAUCGUCUCGAACAUAUCGUGGAAGGAUCAAAACCUCCCUGGACUAUUUGGCCAGGCCCUUACUACCCUCACCGACGCAGAGGAGAGGAAUAAAUAUAUGGCGGCGUUUCCCGAGCUUAAGACCAAUGCAGCCCCUAUCAUUGUCACGAUUCAAUAUGGCUUCAAGUUCCUUCCAGGGUUCCUCAAUGGCUGCUUGAUUUAUUCUGCUUUGAGCUGUGCGAAUACAGCUCUGUACGUGGCAGCUCGUCAGCUCUAUGGAAUGACUCGAUCAAUCACGGUAACGGGUCAGUCUGGACCAUUGAGAAGAUUCCUCGCGUGGACGAGUGGUGUUGAAUUCAGGACCAGGUCACCUUGGCCGGCCCUCAUCAUCAGCGUCGUCGUUCUAUACUGGCUUCCAUUCAUCAGGCUUCACGAAGAUACAGCUUUCCUCCAGACUUUCCAAGAUGUUAUUGUCAACAUCAGCUCGGUUUCAGCUGUUCUGGUGUGGUGUUCUCAGUGUGUCGCCUACUUCAUGUUCUAUCACUGGCGGUCGAUACACCUAGAAGAGAUUGAAAGCAGGAGACGAUACGAAUCUCUCACAGACCCCGACAAAUCAGGUUGGUUCCGGAUCUUGCAGCCAGGUCUGGCCUAUAUAGGAGCCAUCAGCACCUUCCUCAUUGUCUUUUUCUUUAAUACUGCCAGUCUGUGGAACGGAAAGAAAAUCGCUGUCAAAGCCACCAGUACCUUCAUUAGUCCCUUCAUGCUCCUAUUGAUCUGGGCCCUGAAAAAAUUCACUCGACCUCGACGACAAUGGCGAUUCUUUGUUGAUUUGACCGAUUGGUCGGAAUUUGAGAGGAGAAUCCAGAGAUUGGACGAGCUGAUAUACCCUGGCGAAGGACCUUCGGUAAGGUCGAGAGAAGAAAUGCAAGAGACCAUUCUCACUGCCAACAUCGACCAUGAUCCUAUAUCGCGGCCAUCGAGUACUGAGAAGCAGCCAGAAGCAUAUACACGCAGCGACCUCAGACUCGCGACGAAUAUCGCCGACCACCGCCGGGGACACUCAGUUUCUCCAGUUCAGAACAUGUCCCGGCCAAAUUCCGAAGUGGAAGCUGUUGCUGGUGGCAGAAGUGGCGACACCUCGGGAGCUCACUCGCCAUAUGCUCGGUCGAGUUUGACCAUGCGAAUGCUUCAGGCCGGCGCGGUCCACGAAGUUGACGGAGGAGUCGUUCGGUCCACUUCGCCGCCUCAGGAGUGGGAGCAGCGGGUAGCGCCCAAUGGGCGAGUGUAUUAUGUCAAUCAUGUCAGUCAAGAAUCGACGUGGACACCCCCUGAGGGAUUUGAUGGGCAGCGGAUGGAUCUGGCGAUAAAUCCACAUACGUCACAUACUUACUCGUCCUGA
This is a messenger RNA of Rhinocladiella mackenziei CBS 650.93, 1644 nucleotides long. RefSeq lists its product as uncharacterized. The transcript is spliced from 5 exons. Gene Ontology annotation, biological process: transmembrane transport. Lineage: Eukaryota; Fungi; Ascomycota; Eurotiomycetes; Chaetothyriales; Herpotrichiellaceae. Gene Ontology annotation, cellular component: membrane. The record is from RefSeq and is a predicted model, not a curated record. Bases 1 to 1644 code for a protein of 547 amino acids. Gene Ontology annotation, molecular function: protein binding.